GCCCCUCUCCCGCUAGUAUUCUCUCUUCCAUCUUCCUCUCGCCCAUUCUAUUUAUAGCUCGUUUUCGUUGGUCUCGAAAGCUAGAAUCUACCCGAGUUGGGGUUGGGUUUGGAUUCGGCUCUCGCUGAUAUCGGUCCUUCUUCCUCCGUCCCUUCAGUUCAUUCCACGGGCGAGAAGGGAGGGAGAGGGGAGGAGAGAGAGAGAGAGAGGAAGGGGCGUUUUGGGAGAGGAUUGUUUUGGUUCGUGGGAGGGAGAGGGAAAGAUGGUGUCUUCGGUGUCGCGGCAGGGGAGGCAAUUGCAGCGGUACAGCAGGAGCGGGUCCCGGCUUGUCGUCGGAUGCAUUCCUUACAAAUUCGACAUCGACAAGUCAUGUGGUGAUGAUCUCGAUCAAGUGAUGGAGGUCCUUGUCAUUAGUUCUCAAAAAGGAUAUGGGAUGAUGUUCCCCAAGGGUGGCUGGGAAAUUGAUGAAACUAUCAAACAAGCAGCCUCACGGGAGGCACUGGAGGAGGCUGGCGUCCAGGGAAAUGUUGAGCGUAGACUCGGUCGAUGGAAGUACAAGAGCAAAACACAGGAUGCAUUUUGUGAGGGUGUCAUGUUCCCUUUGAAUGUGACAGAGGUACUAAUGGACUGGCCUGAGAUGGAUGUGCGCGAACGAAGAUGGGUGACUGUGGCUGAAGCAAGAGAGGGAUGUGAGCACUUGUGGAUGAAAGAAGCCUUGGAGAGAUUGGUGACAAGGCUAUCAAAUUCUACCAGAAAUAGAACUACUUCAAUGGCAUAGCAUAUCUUGUUCAGCAACAAUAAGAUCUUCCAUUUUAUCGAAAGGACAAAAUCUUCGCGACAUCAAGGAGGAGGAUAAUUUGACACAUGGGAAAAUAAGUAGAGUUGGAAAUAAAGCAGAAAAUGUAUAUUUUGACAUUUUGAACUAGGUUUAGCAGAGCACUAUCCAUUUUUUUAUUCUUUUACUCUGAGAAUUUUUUUUCUUAAUCUACAAAUAGAGAACUUUUUCCGUUCAGUUGACUCCAUCUUUCUUACAUCAAUCCAUGCCCACCUUUUGGUAGGAGUUGGUCCGGUAAAGUUGAUGGACAGCAUAAAGCAGUGAAAUGUGUGUGUAUCAGUCUGUACCUUCCUUUUUACCAAUAUGCUUUGCCAGAAAUUCAUAUUUGUCUUCAA
Elaeis guineensis (African oil palm) is the source of this 1170-nucleotide messenger RNA. Its product is annotated as nudix hydrolase 17, mitochondrial. Lineage: Eukaryota; Viridiplantae; Streptophyta; Magnoliopsida; Arecales; Arecaceae. The record is from RefSeq and is a predicted model, not a curated record. Gene Ontology annotation, cellular component: cytoplasm; nucleus. Gene Ontology annotation, molecular function: pyrophosphatase activity.